AUGCUGUUAAGCUUUAUUCUUAUCACCACAUUUCGCUUAACAAUCUCAAAUAGCAAUUACGAAGGACAACGUCUGAAUCGUAUACCGUAUUUUAUAAAAACUCCUAAAAAUGAGACAUAUCGUGAAGGUUCAUCGGUUGAAUUAUACUGUGAAGCUGCUGGCAAUCCAAAACCACUUAUUACAUGGACGUUUAAUGAUACUGAGAUAAUUUCGUCAAAAAAAUUCAUUACUGAUGAUAAAAAAUUAAAAAUUUUUCCUUUUCAACAAAGCGAUACCGGAAAUUAUCAAUGUAUCGCAAUUAAUGAAAAUGGCGAAGUGAAGCACGACUUUCAACUGAAUAUUAGAGAAAAUGCAGCACCAUUAAUCGUUGAUAAGCCUUUAUCACAAAAUGCUCAACCUGGCCGUAGAAUCGUAUUUGUUUGUCGCGCUAUUGGCGAACCAACACCGCAGAUCAGUUGGCUGUUUAAUGGAAAUGAAAUUGAUCGAAGUGAUCUUCAUAUUUCGAUUGGCAAAAAUAAUACGGAAUAUAUAAUAGCUCAUGUAACCAGAGAAGAUGAAGGAGAAUACACUUGCUUAGCUACGAAUCCUUUAGGAUCGUCGAUUGAGAAGGCAACACUAAAAGUGGUAUUUCCUUAUCAAAAUCAUAUCGAUGAAAGCCUUACUGAUGAGGCGAUAAAAAAUAUCGUCAACUUAGCCAAAAGCAAUAUAGACAGAGCAAUAGCGGACACGCAAAUGAUGCUUAGUAAGCCGAAUUUAUCACCAGCGGAAUUUAUGCAGAUGUUUAAAUUCAAUACGAAAUUGCAUAACAAUGAUUUAAGCAAAGCUCGAGAAAUUUAUGAACAAAGUUUGCUACUUGCAAAAGAAUACAUCCGUUCUGGCCUAAAUUUAUCAGUCAGCGAGCUACCAACAAAUUUUUCAUUCGAGUCAACCUUAGCCGUAUCACAUAUCCAAACUAUAAUGGAACUUUCUGGAUGUGUCACAGGACCUUUCAGGCGACCAUGCACUAAUAUGUGUUUCCAUUCUAAAUAUAGAUCCUAUGAUGGACAGUGCAACAAUUUGAAUCAUCCAUUUUGGGGUGUCGCGCAAACUCCAUUCCGACGCAAUCUUCCGCCAAUAUAUGAAAAUGGCUUUAAUACGCCAGUUGGUUGGGAUCCAAAUAAGUUAUAUUUUGGCUUCAAAAAACCAAAUCCACGUUCUAUUUCAAUGAAGCUUAUUUCAACAGACGAAAUAACACCGCAUCACGAAGUGCUAAGAUGCUAUGGAAAAAUUUCAGCUCAUGAUAUCGAACAAACAGCGCCAGGACUAGCAAGGCAAACGUAUAUGAAGGGGGCUAUAUGCAAUAAAACCUGCGAGCACCUCGAUCCAUGCUAUAACGUCCCUAUUCCUCCAGAAGACCCAAGGAUGCAAAAAAAGAAAAAACCUGAAACACCUUGUAUCGAAGUGGAGAGAUCGAGUGCAACAUGCGGUUCUGGUGUCACUGGGCCAAUUUAUCGACAACUCACCUAUCGCGAGCAGAUGAACAUACUGACGUCCUAUAUUGAUGGAUCGGGCAUAUAUGGUAGCGCAGAAGUGGAUGCACUUGAUCUGAGAGAUUUAUUUGGUGAUCAUGGACUCCUUCGUUUCGAUAUUGUUUCAAACGCUCAAAAACCAUAUUUGCCGUUUGAACGUGAAUCUAACAUGGAAUGUCGAAGAAAUCGAUCACGCGAGAAUCCAAUAAGCUGCUUCUUGGCUGGUGAUUACCGAGCCAAUGAACAGUUGGCUUUACUUAGUAUGCACACACUUUGGCUUCGAGAACAUAAUCGAAUAGCUGCUAAAUUUUUGGAAAUAAAUCCUCAUUGGGAUGGUGAAACAAUUUAUCAAGAAGCGAGAAAAAUUGUUGGUGCGAUGUUUCAAGUGAUUACUUUUGAACAUUGGCUCCCGAAAGUGCUCGGCACAGAUGCUUAUAACGAACUAAUCGGACCUUAUAAAGGUUAUGAUCCAGAAAUGAAUCCAACUUUGGCAAAUAGUUUUUCUGCAGCUGCCUUUCGAUUCGGUCAUACAAUAGUUAAUCCUAUUCUUUAUAGGCUUGACAAGGAUUUCAAGGAAAUUAAAGAAGGACAUAUUCCUUUGCAUGAAGCGUUUUUCGCGCCUGAAAGGCUACUUUCUGAAGGAGGAAUUGAUCCAUUAUUACGAGGCCUUUUUGCUAUGCCAAUGAAGAAACCAAAAGAGCAACAACUUGUUAACAAGGAACUAACAUCCAAAUUAUUCAGUAGAGUAGAAGAAAAAUGUUUUUUGAUGCUUUUUAAAACGUAUUUGCAGUCGAUGUACGAUCUGGCAACAAUAAACAUUCAACGUGGAAGAGACCACGGACUACCCGGAUAUAUUGAAUUUCGUCGUUGGUGCAAUUUUACUGCAGUAGAGACUUGGGACGACCUUGCUAUCGAUAUUCCCGACCGAAAUAUUAGGCGAAAAAUGGAAGAAUUAUACGGUCACCCAGGUAAUAUUGAUCUUUGGGUUGGAUUAAUAUCAGAAAAACGAUUAGCUGGAGCUCUCGUUGGUCCAACAAUUUCAUGCAUUAUAAGCGAUCAAUUUCGACGACUUCGUGGCGGUGAUCGAUUCUGGUACGAAAAUGAAGGAAUUUUCACAAAACUUCAGUUGCAAGAAAUUCGAAAAAGUUCAUUGGCAGCUGUUCUUUGCAAUAAUGGCGAUGAUAUUGAUCGUGUUCAAGAAGAUGUAUUUGAAUAUAUUGGUAAACGACCAAUGAAUUUUUAUAAAAAAUGUGGCGAUAUCCAACAAAUAAAUUUAAAUGUUUGGCAAUCAUGCUGUGAGAAAUCUUGUUUACCAUCCGUCGAACAAAAUUUUAGAAGGUAA
Molecule: messenger RNA, 2850 nt
Organism: Dracunculus medinensis (Guinea worm)
Lineage: Eukaryota; Metazoa; Nematoda; Chromadorea; Rhabditida; Dracunculidae
Source: the annotation of a GenBank genome assembly